AGAAUUUUGUAACAACAAUCCAUUAGAAUAAUAUAAACAUUGGUUUUAUUGAUUAGAAAAGUCAUCGGCUGUCUCCGUUUGAGUCUAACUUGAGGCUUUGGCAGCCGGACGUUGCAUUAAGUGUUGUACUUUUCAGCUACGGGGAAAUUAUAUCACGCAUUGAAUUGUGGCUAGUUUGCCAGAUAUCUGGAAUCAAAAUCAAAGCUACUGAAACUUUUCACCCCACCAAGAGAAAAUGGAUUCACACGUUUUCACGGACUUCUCCAAAGAUGAUUUGUUAUCUCUGGCAUCGCUGCGCCUCCUGGUGCCCCCUCUGCAGCUCAUGGCCGCCUCUAUGUGGCAGGUGUUGAGGAAACAAGACAUUAUGAACUACUGGCAGGUAUCAGACUUUGUGUCGCUGGUGGUGGACAUGGUCCCAGAGCUACUGAUGUUCAAGCAUAGGACUCAACUGAAUUUAGGAUUAAGAGUUAGGUAUAUUAUUGAGUUAUGCCGAAUUGAGCAGCCCAGUGAGAUGAUUCUGUCUUACUUGGACAAGAUGACAUCAACACAUACCACUCUGGUAAAAGAAUCAGAUGAUGAGUUGGUAAAACUGAACUUUCUCGAGUUGAUUCAAAUUCUUCUCAAGGAUUCUGAAGAAAAAAAUGACUUUUUUAUGGAGAUCUUCCCUGCAAAGUACGGUCCUCAAUAUGACAGUGACUUGCAGAAGCUGUUCGCAGAGUUUCUCUGCCGACUCUCUCAGCUGUUGCCAGUUCCUGACCUGCAGCAGACUGUUUACUGGCUUGGAGCGGAGGGUUUUCUAUUGGAGGACUGUUUACAGACUGUCACUGAGCCCACAGGCCUGAAAAAUCUGCUGCAGCAUCACAAGAACCUCAGGCAUUUAGACCAACAUGUACCACCUGCUAGUAUGGGUGAUAACAUCCUCUCCUCACUUUGUGCCGUUCCCCCACGGAGACUGGCAGAAACCGGCGAGCAACCCAACUAUUCGGGUCCACUGCAAGACCUCCGUGUUGAAACACAAUCUGUACCAGAAAUAAUGGAAAUAGUUACAGUUUCUGAUAACUCAGAGGUUGAAGUAGAUGCGAGCACCAACGCUGAAGUAGUGACAGAAGAAAACAGCUCUGAAGAAAAAGAAGACACAGUAGCUGAACAUUCUGUAGCCGUAUCUUUGGAGAAGUCAAAUGAAGAGGAGCCAGAAAGAGAAGCAACAAAACUUCCAUCCUCUUCUCAAUGUAAAACUGUUGCAGGACCACAUGACUGCCCCCACUGUGAGAAGAAAUUUAAGUUUGCCUCUUCGUUGCUGGCACACAGCGUCAUCCACACAGGCGAACGCCCUUACUGCUGCACUGACUGCGGCCGCUGCUUCUCCUUCAGGCAGUCCCUUGACAGGCACAGACGCACCCACAAAAAUGGCCGCACCUACGACUGCGUCAUCUGUGGGGAGACUUUCCAGUCUGUAGCAGCCCACACACAGCACAGGCAAACACAUACGGAACAUGGCGUGUACUCGUGCCAUCUUUGCAAUAAGACAUUUAGCUGGAAGCUGGCCCUUGCAAGGCACUUAAAGACUCACACCAAUGAUGGCAACUCAGAAAAGCUCAAAGACAGCUCCAGGGAUGUACAAAAGACUGAAAAAGCUCUGGAUGUCAACGAAGAUGAGGCUGAACCCACAGAUCCGGACUGUCUGGUGGAAGUAGGGGAUCAGCAUCCACUGAGGUGGGAGUGUCAGAGUGGUGAUCCCCCCUCCUCUGAAUCUAUGCGAGACAAUGGUAUCAAACAACUGAAGGUCCGCACCAGUGAACGCAAACGUCGACCCACUAUGAAGAUCCUGGCGAUAAAUUUACAGAAGCACAGGGCCACUAAUCAAAGGAACGAGUGCAGCAGGGUCAACCCUUCUGCACCGAGACCUUUACCUAUCAUUAGUUUGGAGCACUCCUAUGGAUCACCUAUGGUCUCAAAGCAAGGUGAUAAAGGUUGUCCACCAGAUGCUUCAGUAGUUGCUUUCUCCUGUCCUCAGUGCCCCUUCCAGCACUCAGAGGAAGGGCAAGUCCUGCAGCACAUUAACAAAGUUCACCUCACUGAUACUGCAGAUCAACACGGACACUUAAGCUGUGCAGACUGUGGAAAGGUCUUCAGGUUCCACUCCUUACUGAAAGCCCACCAGCGCGUGCACACAGGUGAGCAGCCGUUUUCAUGCUCCCAGUGUGGACGGCAGUUCUCCUUCAAGCAGUCACUGGAGAGGCACAAGCAGACACACUCAUCUGAAAACAAGUUCUCAUGUUUGUUCUGCGGGGAGCAGUUCAAGUCGGCGGCAGAACAAACUAGGCAUGAGAGCGGCCACUUAGAGGAUGGGGACUAUCAGUGCUCAGAGUGCGGUCAGACGUUCAGCUGGAAGGCUGUAUUUGUGAAGCACCUUAAGACCCAUGGAGUGGAUGCUGCCGAGGUGGAAGACUCAUACAAGUGCUCUAACUGUGACCUGGGCUUUAGCUGUGAAAGACACCUGAACAAGCACAUCCUUACCCACAAAGAGGAAAAACUUCACAGAUGUAACUGUGGGAAGAGCUUUCCUUACCGGGCAGCUCUCACCGCCCACCAACGGACACAUCAAAGAGAGCGGCCGCACAUAUGCACACAGUGUGGGAAGGGCUUCCUCUAUAAGGGUGGGUUGUUGAGCCACAUGAAGAUCCAUUCUGAGGAAAUGCCCUUCAUGUGCUCAUUCUGCGGCAAGAGCUUCAAGAGGGAGCGCAACAUGAAGAAGCACGAGCGCUGCCACACCAGGGAAAACAUCUUUAACUGCUCGCAGUGCGACAGGAGCUUCGUGUACAAGGCCACCUUAAUCAGACACGAACUGACGCAUUCGGGCGAGAGGCCGUACCUUUGCUCCGACUGCGGCAAGGGUUUCUUCUCGCACGCGGAGCUCUUAAAGCACGAGCGCUUCCACACAGGCCACAAGCCAUUUCAGUGUCCUCAGUGUGGCAAGAAAUUCACUCAGUCCUGCUACCUGACCAUCCAUCUGCGCUACCAUACGGGGGCCCGGCCGUACUCCUGCUCCGAAUGCGACAAGAGCUUCCUGAGCGCCAACCGGCUAAAGAGACACCAGCGGACGCAUUCUGGGGAAAAGCCUUAUCCGUGUUUAGAAUGUGGAAAGGGAUUCAGGCAGUCCUAUCAUCUUAAAACACAUCUACGGACACAUCUGUCAUAAAUACAUCAUCUAAUAAUUAAGACUCCAAAUGCUAAAGCAUACAACUCCCUCCAGACCUAUUGGCAUCCAUGGUAAAUAUGUGUAAAAGGCUUUAUAAAUAUACAGGUCCUUCUCAAAAUAUUAGCAUAUUGUGAUAAAGUUCAUUAUUUUCCAUAAUGUAAUGAUGAAAAUUUAACCUUCAUAUAUUUUAG
Molecule: messenger RNA, 3390 nt
Organism: Girardinichthys multiradiatus
Lineage: Eukaryota; Metazoa; Chordata; Actinopteri; Cyprinodontiformes; Goodeidae
Product: zinc finger protein 11-like
Exons: 9
Coding region: 236-3199 (987 amino acids)
Biological process (GO): regulation of immune system process; regulation of cytokine production; negative regulation of transcription by RNA polymerase II
Source: RefSeq, a predicted model, not a curated record